UCAACAUCCCUCCUCGAUCCUCGGUCCUACAGACUCGAGCACUGGAUGAGACUAUCCGAGAUCAGUGAGGACGAAGACCGAGGAAGAAAGAGAGGAUACAAAACACGAAUGAGAGGCAUCCAAAGACAGUAAAAUAGACCGUCUGUGCUCCAUGCAUCCUGCAUCUUCAGUUCCCUGCUUAUGCAGAUGUGAUCAUACGUGUUUGUUAGCUGUUGGCAGCUGUUUUUGGUUAAGUAACGUUAGCGCCAUGGGUCUUGGUGAUAGCGUUGUUGUUUGGGCUUUUCAGCUAAAGCUGGAAGUCUAGCUAGCGUCAACGUCAACUUUACAUUUGGCUACCAAUGGAUGUCAUUCAAAAGAUCAGAGUUAAGGUUCACACGGAGCACCCAGGCUAUCACAGCUGGCAGAUCAGGUUCAACUUAGCCAUGUGAAGUGUGUCACAGAUGUGGCUGUUCUGGGCUGAUUUGUGAAAGUGGUAGGAGAGAGCGUGAUGGAAGACGCAGCCUGUCAGCUUGAAAGAGACCAUGUGCACAAUGUUUAUGAGAAGAUUGCACCUUACUUCAAUGACAGUCGUUACAAAGCCUGGCCUAGAGUGCGUCAGUUUCUUCUGGAACUGGAGCCAGGUAGUAUUGUGGCCGAUGUGGGCUGUGGUAAUGGAAAGUAUCUCCACAUUAAUGAAAAUGUCUUCAAGCUGGGGUGUGACGUAUGCCGCCCACUUGUGGAAUCUGCCUGGAACCAAGGAUAUGAGGUUCAGCUCUGUGAUAGCUUGCGCCUUCCCUACCGUGAUGGCUGUUUUGAUGCCAUUCUUUCCAUAGCAGUCAUUCAUCACUUUUCCACCAAAGAGCGGCGUAUUCGCGCAAUAAAAGAGAUGGCCCGUACACUACGGAUGGGAGGACGUAUGAUGAUCUACGUGUGGGCCAUGGAGCAGAAGAGACGGAAAUUUGAAAAGCAGGACAUCUUUGUACCCUGGAACCCCAACCUGCCAUCCUGUCCUAAUUGUGACCAAACCCUCAGCAGAUGCAGAGCUCAGGGAGAGGGCUUGGAAUGUGGUAGUCAUAACGGUGAUUGGUGUGAAAAGCACAGGAAAGUGAAGAGCACCUCCUUCAUGUUGGAUGAAGAAGAGUCUCCCGCUUCCUCCCAACCUCGAACACAGAGACUAUGGUUUUUCUCCAGGUCUUUAGACUCAGUAUUGGACUUCAGAAGCCUCACUGUUUCUCAAUCCAAUUCACAAGAACUCCAUGCAGAAUGCCCCCCAACUGAAGAGAGAGAUGGUGAUGGUGCCAGGUCUGUCUCAUGGAGCAGGGGAGGAAACUUCAUACGGCAGGUUUCUAGUCUUUUCUCUUCAAGGAGCAGUUUAGAGGAAGACAUUUUUGGUUCUGUCACAGAUCUCCGUGCAGGCCAAAGGUCAACAGAAAAGAAUGAUGGUUCUGCUAUGACACAAUCAGUCUCCUUAGUCCAAGAGUGUUCAUCCAUGCCACUACCUGACCUAGUGUCUUACCAAAAGGAUAUGCAGUUUGAGGAAGGAGAGGGAAGUGGCCACCAGAGCCAAGAGAACAGAGAUCCCUUGCAAAAACUAGAAGACAGGUGUGUGGAAACAUAUUGUAAGUCAGAGGGAGGAGAAAACUUAAUGCGGUACUACCAUGUCUUCAGACAUGGGGAACUAACUGAACUAAUUGAAAAUAAUGUCAAGGAGCUUCAUGUUCUGCAGACCUGCUUAGAUCAUGCAAACUGGUGUGUGGUUGCAGAAAAGGUGAAAGCUUGAAAAAACAAAAGAACCAUUUUAAAUUGUUUUAGUGAUGACAAUUCCAGAUGUAGUUUUUUAGUGUUUCAUUCUGGCUACUGACACUUUGAAUUCAAGCGGUGACUGCAUUGGAAGGAUGAAAAAUGAACUGUUUUAAGACUUAAAUGCUGCUGAAAGAUGGAUGUCCAAGUCCUUUUUAGAGAGAAGUCUUUCAAAUAUGAUUCCAUCAAUCUCUUGAGCUUGUUAUUGUCUAGCUAACACUGUCCUUUGUUCUGCCUGCCUGCUCAUAAGUGCCGCUCAUAACUGAUAUAGCACAUGUUAAAUGUUCAGCACAAAUACCAGAUAUUUCAAUGUUAAUGGUGAUCACUCUAUAACAAGAUCUGAAACAUUAUCUGUAAUAUGUAUAGUUAACACUUGUUAAACAUCAAAAUGUUUACAAACCAGAAGAUUCCGGACAUCCAAACAAAUGUGAAAGUUUUAAUUUCUCUGGACACCACUGUUUCUUUGAUCUAAUUUCCAUGAAUACCUCACAUGCUGAGAAAUUUAAUCUCAGUCAGUAUGUUUGCAUACCUGUAAAGAAUCAAGGUCAUGGUUCAACAUGAUUAUAUUUUAUAUUGAUUUCAAGCCAUUUAAAAUAAAACCAGUAACUCUUA
Molecule: messenger RNA, 2391 nt
Organism: Sardina pilchardus (European sardine)
Lineage: Eukaryota; Metazoa; Chordata; Actinopteri; Clupeiformes; Clupeidae
Gene: trmt9b
Product: tRNA methyltransferase 9B
Exons: 5
Coding region: 488-1759 (423 amino acids)
Biological process (GO): tRNA methylation; tRNA wobble uridine modification
Cellular component (GO): nucleus; cytoplasm
Molecular function (GO): tRNA (5-carboxymethyluridine(34)-5-O)-methyltransferase activity; tRNA binding; S-adenosylmethionine-dependent methyltransferase activity
Source: RefSeq, a predicted model, not a curated record